This is a messenger RNA of Culicoides brevitarsis, 1158 nucleotides long. RefSeq names its product odorant receptor 67d-like. NCBI's taxonomy places the organism in Eukaryota, Metazoa, Arthropoda, Insecta, Diptera, Ceratopogonidae. Gene Ontology annotation, cellular component: plasma membrane. Bases 1 to 1158 code for a protein of 385 amino acids. The record is from RefSeq and is a predicted model, not a curated record. Gene Ontology annotation, biological process: detection of chemical stimulus involved in sensory perception of smell; sensory perception of smell. Gene Ontology annotation, molecular function: odorant binding; olfactory receptor activity. The transcript has 4 exons.
AUGAAUUCCGCAGAGAAAUAUCGCAAUUUAAUAUUUUUCUUGAACGAUAAAAUCGCCUUCGUGUGUGGCUGUAACCUCAUGACGCCCGAUUUCAAGUACAACGCAAGGACUUUCGUGCUUCAUUUGUCGUUGGCAACACUUUAUAUCAGCAGCGCAUACACCAUUCACUAUUUUUGGACCGAACGAGAAUUUUUUAAAAUUUUGGAAGUUGUUGCGGUUUUUGGAUUUGCAGUUCAGGGCACGGCAAAAAUGCAACUUGCUCUGAAAAAUCGCGAAAGUAUGACGAAACAAGCGUAUUUCUUAAUUGACAUUCACGAAAAAUAUCAAAAACAUCCGGGACGACGUCGAGCUCUCGAACAAUGCAUCGAUCGAUCAAUUUUUAUGUUCAAAAUAAUGGCAGUAAUUUACUCGACAGCAGUCCUUUUUGUCCUAAUUUAUCCCGUUUUGUAUUACAUUGUGUUCAAAGAAAAAGUUACUUUUCUCACGCUCAUCGUUCCCGGAAUCGAUCACAGGGCAAAUUACGGCUUUUUGGUGAACACUUUUUAUCAAGUUUAUCUCCUCGCUGCUGCGGUGAACGGAUUGUUGGUUUACGACGGAUACUUUAUGAUCCUCUCGGUGCAUUAUUCGGCAUUUGUGGAUAUGUUUCGGAUCAAUUUGGUUGAAUUGGGACUCGUAUUGAGCAAACAAUUGCUGAAUUCGAAGAGGAAAGUUGUUGAAACGAAAUUGAGAGAAGUUCUUGUCGAGCAUCAAGUUUGCAUGAAUUUUAUGAAUCAUCAAAAUGAGUGUUUUGCGACGGCUUGCACGUUUCAAGCGUGGUCAAGUACAUGGUCGAUUGUGUUUUCGCUGUUUGUUAAUACGAGGGGAAUUUGGCUUGCGGGCUUCGCAAUGUUACUCGUCGGAUUUUGUCAAUUAGGUCAAUAUUGUAUCAUCGGAACAAUCAUCGACAUAAAAAACGACGAAGCUCUUUUAGCAAUUUACGAAGUACCUUUUCACAUGAUGUCAAAAAAAGAAAAACAGGAUCUCGAAUUCAUGUUGCAUAAAGCUCAAAAUCCUAACAAAUUGUACAUUGGCGGAAUUUUACCUUUGAAUGUCGAAACAAUGACUGAAAUUUUGAGAAGUAUUUAUGAAGGAUUCACAAUGUUGCUCAGUUACGUCUAA